Molecule: messenger RNA, 1188 nt
Organism: Capsicum annuum
Lineage: Eukaryota; Viridiplantae; Streptophyta; Magnoliopsida; Solanales; Solanaceae
Exons: 3
Coding region: 1-1188 (395 amino acids)
Molecular function (GO): zinc ion binding
Source: RefSeq, a predicted model, not a curated record
AUGGUGAAGCACAACUUUCUAAAUCUUAAGUCAACAUACACUCCAGCAGAGAUCAUGGAAGAAACGAGAAACUUGUACGGAAUUAGAAUGAACUACAAAAAAGCAUAUAGAGCCAAAGAAAAAACACUUGAGCUGGUCAAAGGUUCCUUGUGUGAAUCUUAUGCUAAAUUGCCAACUUACCUAUACAUGGUAAACACAAUAAAUCCUGGAUCAUUCACAAAGCUACAUAAAAUGGAGGACAAUCACUUUUUAUAUGCUUUUGUCGCGUUGAGCACAUCAAUUAGGGGCUGGAGAUAUUGUAUGCCUACGAUUGUUGUUGAUGGAACAUUUCUGAAAUCUACAUACAAGGGAACAAUGUUGUCUGCUAGUGUACUGGAUGCAGCAGGCAUGUGCAUAGUAUUUGAUAGGCAUGACAGAAUAUUAAAAGCUGCUGCACUUGUAUAUCCAAAUGUAGCUCACUGUAUAUGUAUCUACCAUCUAUGGAAUAACAUCAAGGGUAAAUUUAAGAAGAAUCAAAAGCAACUAAAGAUGAUCUUCUUUACAAUGGCCAGAGCGUACAUAAAGGCAGACUUUGACCGGCUUAUGGAAGACAUAAACAAAAUUGAUAAUAGGGUGAAGAAGUAUCUGUUUGAUAUAGGCUAUGAAAAAUGGUCCAUAGCUCAUGCCCAUGUCAACAGGUCGAUGUUCAUGACUUCAAACAUAGCAGAGUCCUUAAAUUCAGCAAAUAGAGAUGCAAGAGACCUGCUAAUUAAAAAAUUCCAACAGUCUAUGAUGAAUCUGGUCAUGAGAUGGAAUAAUGAGCAUAAACAACAUUCAGAAGCAACAUUUACAGAACUGGAAAACAAAUACAAUGUGAUGGGUUCUACUUACUAUUUUUAUGUAGUCAUUGAUGAAACUGGAGAAAGAAACAUUGUUUGCAUGCGUGAAAAAAAAUGCUCCUGCCUACAAUUUGAAGUAGAUGACAUACCUUGUUCACAUGCUAUGGCAGUCCUAACUUACACGCAUAUGGAUUUACAAAGCUAUUGUGCUCCAUAUUACACAAGAGAAAACUUCUUGAAAGUAUAUGAACUUCCAGUUAUACCACUUCUGGAUGAAACAGCUUGGCAUAUUCCAGCAGAGAUAUCAGCUAAUAUAGUACUACCACCAAUCUGGAAAUCAAAACCAGGAAGACCAAAUAAGAACAACUGA